AAAAAAUGUUGUAUAUAAAAAAGGGUACCCCUGAAAAAAAGGGGUUAGCGAUCUGGUAUAGCCGCCGCCGACAGCCGAGGGAGGCACGGGCUAACCGGCACUGGGCAGGCUCCACCGCGACGGCGGCGGCUGAUUGACCGGCACUCACAGCAGCAGAAGCACAACGAGAAGAGCGAGGCUGCUGCUGCGGUUGCGGCACCGCCAUUGUUGAGGGGAAUGAAGCUUUGCAAGAAGGGGUGUCCCGGGUGCAGGCUGGAUGAGAUCAACAAGACCAAGACCGGCAUCCCCUACCUCAACUUCUGCUACAUCUGGAUCGUCUGCCUCUGCUCUACACUACCAAUUCAUUCAUUGUUCCCCUAUCUAUACUUUAUGAUUAGAGACUUGAAAGUCGCAAAGCAAGAACAAGAUAUCGGGUUCUAUGCUGGUUUUGUCGGGGCUACUUACUUCCUUGCAAGAACUAUUAGUGCUGUGCCAUGGGGCAUGUUUGCUGACAAAUAUGGGAGGAAGCCUUGCAUUGUGAUCAGUAUCCUCUCAGUGAUCAUAUUUAACACCCUGUUCGGCCUUAGCACGACUUACUGGAUGGCAAUUGUAACUAGGGGGCUACUUGGGUUACUUUGUGGUAUACUAGGACCAAUCAAGGCCUAUGCUUCGGAAGUCUGCAGGAUAGAGCACCAAACUCUUGGAAUUUCUCUGGUUACAUCUUCGCGAGCAAUAGCUUUUGUUAUUGGACCAGCCAUCGGAGGAUUUCUUUCCGAGCCUGCAAAGAAGUAUCCCAAUAUUUUUUCGGAGAAAUCCAUAUUUGGAAGGUUUCCAUACUUCCUCCCUUGCUUCCUUAUAUCAGUUCUAGCAGCAGGAGCAUGUGUUGCGUGCAUUUGGCUUCCGGAAACUUUGCACAUGCACCAUGAUGACAAUGUAGAAGCCAUUGAUACAAUGGAGGCACAAGUUGUUGAUCCAAACUUAGUAAAUGUGAAAGGUAUACAAUCUAGAUCAGGGAGAUUCACAUCUACAAUGAGCCUGUUAAAGAACUGGCAAUUGAUGUCAGCAAUUACCCUCUACUGUGUGUUUUCUCUCUAUGAUACCGCUUAUAUCGAGAUAUUUUCACUGUGGGCUGUGAGCAGCAGAAAAUACCGGGGACUAAAUUUUACAUCUGAGGAUGUUGGUACUGUGCUAGCUAUCUCGGGUAUUGGUAUUUUUGUAUAUCAACUCGUGAUUUAUCCAUUCCUUGCCAAGUAUGCUGGGUUAAUCAAGCCAUUCCGUUCUGCAGCGGUAUUAUCUAUACUACUUGUUGCAACAUAUCCAUUCAUAGCCAACCUAUAUGGUGUGGAGCUCAAAGUACUCAUCAAUAUAGCUUCGCUUCUAAAAAAUAUGUUUGCAGCAACGAUUACGACUGCGUGCAAUAUUCUGCAGAACACUGUGGUGAGGCAAGAACAAAGGGGUGUUGCAAAUGGUAUCAGUGUUACUUUGAUGUCAAUCUUCAAAGCAGUAGGUCCAGCAGCAGCAGGAGUUCUGUUUUCAUGGGCUCAGAAGAACACAACGGGGUUGUUCUUACCAGGUGACCAGAUCCUUUUCAUCUUCUUGAAUAUGGUGGCAAUAAUCGGACUCUUGAUGACGUUCAAGCCAUUUUUUUCACUGCCGAGUGCGACAAAAUAAUGACCCCACUAUUAUGUAUAUUUAGAAGGUGUUUGGUUCGCCAUUGUUAACGUGAAAAUAACAAGAAUCUCAUUAUAGGAUGAUCAUUGAAUGUUAUCAAUGUUAAAGCAAAGCUUUACUACAUAUUCACAAAGGACAUCAA
This is a messenger RNA of Triticum aestivum (bread wheat), 1792 nucleotides long. Its product is annotated as probable peptide/nitrate transporter At3g43790. Gene Ontology annotation, molecular function: transmembrane transporter activity. Gene Ontology annotation, biological process: transmembrane transport. Lineage: Eukaryota; Viridiplantae; Streptophyta; Magnoliopsida; Poales; Poaceae. The transcript has 19 exons. Bases 217 to 1650 code for a protein of 477 amino acids. The record is from RefSeq and is a predicted model, not a curated record.